CCCUCACUUCUAACUCGCCUCUGGUGCAACCACGUGCUUCACCUGCUUCACCUGCUUCACCUGCAGCCCCGCGAGUCAGACUCUGGUCUCCUGCCACUCAACAGCUUCUCUAAACAUGUCGGACGAAGGUAAAUUGUUUAUCGGAGGACUGAGCUUCGACACCGACGAGGAAUCUCUGACUGCAGCCUUCAGCAAAUAUGGCUCCAUCGAGAAGGUCGACGUGAUCCGAGACAAAGAGACGGGGAACUCCCGCGGGUUCGGCUUUGUGAAAUAUGACAAUGCCGAAGAUGCUAAAGAUGCUAUGGAUGCCAUGAACGGCACAAGUCUUGAUGGCCGGCCAAUCCGUGUAGAUGAAGCGGGAAAGGGCGGACGAAGCCGGGGCGGUUUUGGGUCAGGCCCAAGAGGACAACGAGGUGGCGGAUUCGGCGGGCGCGGGAGAGGCGACGGAUAUGGCGGAGACCGCAGCUACGGUGAGAGAAGCUACGGUGAGAGAAGCUACGGCGGCGAAGGACGGUCUGGCGGCGGCCAGGACCGAAGCGGCGGCGGCGGAGGAUACUCCGGCUACAGAGACAACAGGGGUCCGGGUGGCUACAGUGACCGCUCUGCCUCCUAUCGCGACCAAUACGAGUAAAAGUCUCCCUGAUUGAAGAUGUUUGGCUGGCUGUAUUUCAAAGAUGGCGCCUCAAGAAAAAUGUCCACGUGUUUUUGCUGAUCUUAGUUUUGUGGUUCUGUUGUAGUAGCUCGAGCAUCUAACAUUUUAAAGUUCAAGACUCUUUACCUUGCUUGAUUGGACAUUUAUUCAUUAAAUGUCGUUUGUUAACUCAAAUGCUUUGUGUAAUCUGAUUAGUUGAACAAUGGCUCGCCACGUGGCUUUUCAUUGAACAGCCAUUAGCGUCGCGUAGACCUUUUGUCCACCACGUAAAGUGUUUCCUGAUUUUGAUUCCUUAUUUAGUUUCUUUUUGUAUAUUGAAAUAUCCGAUGGGGCUUGUUGUUUUACUUAUUUCCCCUCAGUCGCUGUGGCCGGAUACCUACUGCCAGGUUUUAAACUGAGUGAGGAAAGAAAUCCAAUUACACUUAAACAGACUUUUGGGGGAAUUUCUGCUAAAUUCCUUUUACUAUUCAAAGCUUUGUCAGACUGCUACACAUCCGAAGUGACCGGCGGUUCAUGGUGUCUGCUCUGCUCAACAUUUGAAUGUGCUGUAAAAUGGACUAAUCUUAAGUGAUCGAAGGCUUUAACUUCAUUUCCCCAAAGUAAUAUCUCACCCGGGAUCGGUUUUGUACUUUAUGUUCUUUGUAUGAUCAGCCUUUUCAUAUUUCUUUUGUCAAUUCGGCUUCAUGGAGCCCAUUAAACAGACUGUGGGAAAAAUAAAGAUGCUCUAUACUGAAACUUUAAAAAAA
Molecule: messenger RNA, 1398 nt
Organism: Cottoperca gobio
Lineage: Eukaryota; Metazoa; Chordata; Actinopteri; Perciformes; Bovichtidae
Product: cold-inducible RNA-binding protein B-like
Exons: 1
Coding region: 116-631 (171 amino acids)
Molecular function (GO): RNA binding
Source: RefSeq, a predicted model, not a curated record